Molecule: messenger RNA, 2203 nt
Organism: Verruconis gallopava
Lineage: Eukaryota; Fungi; Ascomycota; Dothideomycetes; Venturiales; Sympoventuriaceae
Exons: 3
Coding region: 194-1957 (587 amino acids)
Biological process (GO): positive regulation of transcription by RNA polymerase II
Cellular component (GO): nucleus
Source: RefSeq, a predicted model, not a curated record
CCCAGAUUUCCCGCCAUGAGAUUCCUCCUUCCGCUCGACUUGGCCCUUCACUGCUCAACCAUCCAACCCACCUUUGCUUCCCGUCAGCACUGUGGUCCAUCUCGCGCCGUCUCGCAGUUCUCUUCCGUCUUUCUUCCCCCUCUGUGAGCGGGAACAGCCAACCGCGCUGAGCUCUCAAAGCUCGCUCUGCACCAUGUCAACUGCAGACACAACCGCCGCUGCCGCUGGCGCUGCUGCCGCCGCCGCCGCUGCCGCUCCGCAAGGCUCUCCGUCGCAGUCCAACGCGACUGCGCAGCCUCUGGGCGGCGUCAACAACAACAACAACGUUGCCGGCGAUUCGCUUAUCUGCCAGUGGACCAACUGCGGGGAGCGAUUGCCCAGCCCAGAACAGCUUUAUGAUCAUGUUUGCGAGCGACAUGUUGGCCGCAAGAGCACCAACAAUCUGAACCUCACAUGCCAGUGGGGCAGUUGCCGCACCACAACGGUCAAGAGGGACCACAUCACCUCACACAUUCGUGUGCACGUGCCGCUGAAGCCGCAUAAGUGUGACUUCUGCGGCAAGGCGUUCAAGCGACCCCAGGAUCUCAAGAAGCACGUCAAGACCCAUGCUGACGACUCUGUGCUCCUCCGUUCGCCUGAUCCCAACCGCGGCGGACAGGCCGGCUACGGCGGUGGCAACAAGCUUGUCGCUGACUUGCAGUCGCUGGCCGCUACAGCAAGCGGAUAUUAUCCUGAUCAGCAUCAUAUAGCUGGUCAGCCUGUGUACUAUCAGAGUGCCUCUGCCAACCCGAGCGCGUAUCACGGUCCAGGUGCUCCGCAACAGAGCUCCGCCUAUGGCCCAGUCUACUACGCUGUGAGCCAGCCCCAAAAUCUGAAUGCCGAGUAUGAAAUGCGGAAAAAAGCCGCCUUUGACGCGCUCAACGAGUUCUUCGGCGAUGCCAAGGAGCGCCGCAUUGACCCGACGACGUAUUACGACGUAGGCCACCGAUUGAUGGCCCUGCAAACCAUUCCAGCGCCCGUCCUCGCUGGCUACACCAGCGACGCGUACGGUGGCGCUUCAAUCGCCACGGGACCGCAGCUCCUGCAGCCACAGUACUCGCUUCCGCUACCGAAUCUACGGACCAAAAGCGACCUCUUGAGCAUCGAUCAGUUCCUCGACCAGCUCCAGCAGACGGUGUACGAGAACUCAAAUCAGGCCGCCGCCGCGGGCGUCGCUGUGCCCGGCGCCCACGCUGUCCACACGGGCCUCAACUUCCGGACAAGCAACUCACCUCCAACCAUGCCCGCUGGACAGGGUCAGCUUUCGUCGCACGCAGCAGGCAUUCCAACCACCACCGGCGCAACCGACACCCCAGCGCUGACCCCAGCCUCAAGUGUGCUCUCGUACACCUCAGGUCACUCGCCGAGCUCUGUCAACUCCACACACAAUAUCUCGCCUAGCCAGCGGCCCUCAGCAGGUCCAAUGUAUCCCACCCUUCCAGGUGUGAACGCUAUGGCCGAGGGCGCCUCCGGUCUUGGAUCUUCGUUUGACGCCGACUUGCGGCGCCGCUACUCUGGAGGUCAACUGCAAAAGGGUGCACCCUCGGCCGGGGACGUCAUGGAGACCGAAGACACGCCCGUGCAGUCGCCACGGUCCGGCAGAGAUAGCCCCAUGCCAAAGAUCGACAAGCUGGGCGUUUCGUCACCGUCGAUGCGUAACUCCAACCUCGAUCCUGCACUGCGGUCUCCUGGCGCAUUUUCGGAGGGGUCUGCCAGUGAUUAUGCGGACAAGGUCCAGGAGGCAUGGAUAGAGAACGUGCGCACAAUCGAGAUGCUGAGAAACUUUGUCAAGGAGAAGCUGGAGCGUGGCGACUACGUCCGAGACGACGAGGACGAUCAAGAGGUGCCUAAAACGAAGACGGAAGAGGACGAGGCUGCAAGCUUGUAUCCUGUGCUACGGGAGGUGACGGGCCAUUGAGCUUUACGAAACGUGUAUGUGAGCAUGGAUGGAGGCUUUUAUUUGUGACGUGUGUGCAUUUGCGAUCGAAAACGCUUUUUUCUCAUAUGGUAAAUCCGGGUUAUACCUUGCCUAGGAAUGAAGGCUCAGCGCAUUGGAAUUUUUUUUUUAAACCACGCCUAUCUGAAAUAAGGAAUUUUCUUGUCAGCUAUCCGAUGGGCACUGACGAGGAACGUCAAACCCCUCCCGCCGGUGUUUUUUUUUUUU